This is a messenger RNA of Fusarium odoratissimum NRRL 54006, 903 nucleotides long. RefSeq lists its product as uncharacterized. The transcript has a single exon. Bases 1 to 903 code for a protein of 300 amino acids. The record is from RefSeq and is a predicted model, not a curated record. NCBI's taxonomy places the organism in Eukaryota, Fungi, Ascomycota, Sordariomycetes, Hypocreales, Nectriaceae.
AUGUCUUGCUUCCCGUAUCCGCGAGAUACGGAUGUGAAAGCAAUUCGAGUACCUCUGAUAGCGCGAAUUCAAUACUCAAUAACGGGACAAACUGAUUUCUCAGACUUCUUCAAGAGGGCGCUUGAUGCAAGCCAUUCGCUGGCUUCAGCCAUUCAAUCAUGGCUGUUCUUGGGUCUAGCAUCUGAAGCGCUAGGUCGAAACAUCAGAUAUGAGGAAUUCGCAGGCGCUGACCUUGAUGGACCCCAUCCUUCUAUUGAUCUUCGCAUUCCGGAAUGGUACUGGCGGGAGCUUAAAGCUCGAUGGGAUGAGCUAGACGACAGCCUCACUGCUGCGGAAUUCGAAGCCAAGAGGACUCAACUAAAAAAGAUCUACGAGAGCGCACAGAUAGUCGUCAUCUACAUAGAUCUUCUGGCGAAUAGUCUGGACGACAAUAAGCUUACAGAAAUUCUCCUCUCAAUACACAUGCUGUUAUAUCUUGUGGCGUAUGUGCUCGAUUCUAAUACGCUCAAGGUCACCCAGACGACCACAAGCUCAGCAUCAACAAAGCUACUCAAGCGCAGAAUGGUCAAGAAUGGGUGGUGCGAAAAGAGGCUGAACUUCUUGGAUGCAUCUCUGAUGUUUUACCCAGCAUUUUACUUCCUAUCGUCACUCAAGCCACCUCGCAUCAAUGCGGAAGAUCACUCGAGCUGCAGUAGUGACAGAUGUCUCGCUACUAGCAAGUUGUCUAAGCCUCUCCACCGUACUGACGGAUGUCUUUGUGAAGAUGUCGUCGUCCCGGUCGACAGGGUGUAUACCAUCGUGGCUUCCGGAGGGAUUCCUUUGGUCAGGAUCACACGGUCACCGCUUGGCAAGAAUGAGCUCGAGGUGGUUCCAUAUACGCCAUCCAAGCGAUGGCGCUUGUAG